AUGGAAGAAAUUGUGGAGGUGAUAGGGAGCGAGGUGGAGAUUCAGUCCCCGAGGCCUUCACCUCAACCAGAUGACUCCGUGUUGCUGGAGGCGGGGUGUCAUGUUGCCGGGGAGGUGGGGGAGGUGGGAGAAGGAGAGGGUGGGCGUGGGAUGGAGAGAGACGACGUCGGUGUCCCUGACAGACUCCAGCGAUUUUAUUUUGAGUCUGACGCUCUUGUGCUGAAGAACAACAUUGACUACCAAAAGAUGCUCAGGACAUUGGCUCUACUUGAAGCACAGAAAAUUCAGGCUACAAAGGAUUUGGAGAAGUUAAUAGUAUUAAAAACCAGGGCACUCCGAGACCCGACCGGAUUUGUGACUGCGCUCAAAAACGGGACCCUGGAGCCCCUGCCGACGAGACAGGAGGUGGCAGAGUUGCCCGAUGUAAACUGGAAGAGUUACAUGGAGAGUGUGGAGAGGAUUGUGAGGCAGCAUUCCUCCGUCUACCAGAGGACCCGCGGGAGAGCCCUCUCCAAGGAACCUACUACAGCCCUCUCAAAGAUGGAUGUGAGUGGAAACAGCAAGAAGAGCGGAGCUGCUAAGCCGCCAUCCUACAAACAGCCCUGGACCCCUGAAGAGCAGAUGAGAUUGGAGGAGUUGCUCAGAGCGUAUCCACCGGAGGCGGUUGAGAGGCGACGAUAUGAAAAGAUUGCAACUGCACUCGGCACUCGAACCACUCAACAGGUGGCCAGCCACGUUCAGAAAUACUUCAUUAAGUUGGCCAAAGCCGGUCUGCCCGUUCCCGGAAGAGUUCCGAACAUAGCCGCAUACGGACCUAAAGGGAAAAAGGGAGGGCGUGCCAAGAGACUAAGUCGCCCGUCAACGUUCUUCUCCACUCUGGCGCCACGAGUUUUCAUGUCCAGUGGGGAGUCGAGGGGCGGAGCUUCGUCGCCCACGGGGAGUGGCCACAGCCUCACACCUCUUGAGGGGGAUGAGGAGGAGGAGGAAGAGGAGGAGAGGGAAGAGGGGGAGGGAGAGGAGGAAGAAGACUCGACUGACUCCGAUGACAGUAUUUUGGCCGAAUGGGUGCCAACCAGGACAUCAAGCCACUCCGCCAUCUCUUCCGUCAAAUGUGGGAGGUGUCAGGCUAUCGUGAGGUUCGGUCAGUACUGGGAAUGUUGCGAGUGUCCAGUUGAUGUCAAGACCUUGCUCUGCUCCGACUGUGUCAAUAGUGAUUACGUCACCAGUCAUCACACCCAGAGCCAUGAGAUGUUGCCGCGUACUCUCUCUACCGGCCUAGCCGACAGGGACUACGCCCAGUUCACACAGACCACAAACCGCAAAUACAACUACUUGGACCCUAACUUCUUCCCCGCGUCGUAAACUGUGCGGUAAAAGUAAAAAGUUUGUCGUUUCAUAAUUUCGUGAUAAUAUUUGAGAUGGUGUGAAAUGGAAAGGAUAACAAUUGAGUCGAGUGAUGCAACGUUGCGUAGGUGGUCUGUGAGUGUAAUAAUGGAGUAAAAUGAAAGUUUUUGCAUUUCUAAAUAAAGUAAAAUGAAAGUUUAUUUCGUUUCUGAAAUAAAUUCUAGAAAGGGUUGCAGGUCAACCCGUUGAUUGUGUUAGCUUCUGGGAUAAAGCACAGGCUGUGGGCGAGGAAUGAGAAGCCGGAUUCGCCCAUGACUAUGCUGUGAGACUCUGCCAACAGAAUCAGUUCAACCCACACACUCAGCACCCCUUCUCUCUCGACGUCUCCUGCCUCAUGCGGAGUCCUCUCUAGCCGGUCCAGGUGUACAACCGUGUUAUCCAAACACCUGUACCUACCUCCAUACCUGUGUGACUUGCUCUUGACGAGGUUGGAGUCCGUUGCCAGAAAAAGUAGAGCUGUUGGUCCUAGAGUCUCCGUGGCGUGAUUAGAUGCACAGGAGAGGGUCUUCCCCCAUUGCUGAGCUGUGCGGUACAGCUUUGGGUGUUCGAUACUCUCCCGCUGUACAGAACCUGCAAAACCUGUUCUCACGUGGACGCCCACAUAAGCUGCGUUAUUCAGCCCGAGCACUUCUCGGGCCGCUGCAGCCUCUUGCAGAAUCUCCGCCGAGAAUCUGAAUAGGUAUCGAAACACCAGUCCCACUAUAUUGUCAAUGUCGUGCGGGGGGAGUUUGUCGAGCCCAAGUCCAGCCAUGCCUUGCGCAAUCCACUCCAGAGACGCUGUCUUUGUCCCAUUCACCAGAGAACUGGGCUCCAUGUUACUCUCCAGCAAGAUCCAAUUCCAACUACCGUAGAUUGCUUCCAGGUUAUUCUGCAGGUCUUCUGCAGAGCUGUCAACUCCAAUGCCGCCAAGAAUACUGAAUAUGUGAAGAAACAAGACAGAAUCGGCUGGAGCUUGGGCUUCUUUGCUAAGGUUACCUUGCCCAGCUAGUUCUACUAGGUCGUAGUAGCUUUCAUAGUCUUCCUCUGGAUAUGCUCUCUUUUUUUCUUCCGUGGUGAGCCGCCAGUCGAUGAUGUUCGGCUGUAAGUACUCUUGCUCUCCGAACUUUCUGUCCCGCCAAUCCAGAAGUAACACCCUCCGUGAUAGAAUCGAGAGAAUGAGAGCAUAGGCGACGCCCUUGACUCGAUCCGCCAGGCCCCCGCACGCUCUGUGAGCGUCGCAGACCCACACCAGUCGCCUCGCGCCCUCUCUCUGUCUCUCCCGCUUGUGAAACACCGUGUAGAUCGACAGCACCUCAAGGAACUUGGCGUAUUUCUCCCCCAGUGCUUGCCGCUCGCUCUGCGGACGCUCGUGGCAAGCUACCUGCAGAUUGUGCAGCCCCUCCACCAGUUCCUGCACGUGGGUGUCUCCUGAAGCGCUGGAGAACAGUUUUACCGUUUCAUCUCGCCUGCGACCAAGUUCCCGCUUCUCUCGCACCGAGAAAGCAUCGUCGAUAAACGCAACUCCGUAGAGUCUCCAGCGCAGAGACGGGAGUACAGGCGGAGAUGUUUGUAGAUGGUGCGAACUAUGGGGUCCCGACUCAGCCGGACCCACUAGAUAGGUGAAGUAGAGAUGGCAGAGUGCAUAUCCGACGAAUGCGGCGACAGAGAUGAGCAGAACCAGCUGCAGUUGAUCAUGAAGAAAGAAGAACUGUUUACACCUUCUUUUGCGCAUCUUUCCCCCAGUCGGUCGCGCUCUAGCU
Messenger RNA from Geodia barretti, 3143 nucleotides. NCBI's taxonomy places the organism in Eukaryota, Metazoa, Porifera, Demospongiae, Tetractinellida, Geodiidae. The record is from the annotation of a GenBank genome assembly.